Messenger RNA from Ipomoea triloba (trilobed morning glory), 724 nucleotides. Its product is annotated as protein RSI-1-like. The transcript is spliced from 3 exons. The record is from RefSeq and is a predicted model, not a curated record. The coding region runs from base 61 to 354 and encodes 97 amino acids. Lineage: Eukaryota; Viridiplantae; Streptophyta; Magnoliopsida; Solanales; Convolvulaceae.
UAGUAUACUUCAUUAAAGCUUCAUAGUCAAAUAUAUCCUUCCAGCUUCUAGAGGACGGAAAUGGCGGCAGCACGACUCCACUCAACCACUUCAUUUCUUCUCCUCUCACUCUUCUUAGUCUUGAUUGCUUUCUCCAAUGUCGCCCAAGGAUACAACAGGCUUCGGCCAAAAGAUUGUAAGCCGAGAUGCACUUACCGUUGCUCGGCGACGUCGCAUAAGAAGCCGUGCAUGUUCUUCUGCCAGAAAUGCUGCGCUACCUGCCUCUGCGUUCCUCCGGGGACUUACGGCAACAAGCAGACCUGUCCUUGCUACAAUAACUGGAAGACUCAGGAAGGCCGUCCAAAAUGCCCUUGAUUUGAAUCAUCUAUAAUCUAUUCCACCCCAUUCUAGCUAAUAUACCCGGCCGCCGCAGCCGCCGCUUAUACUAUACCUAUUAUUAUAUGUCUAAGCUUCAUCUGGAUCGGAUCGGAUCGGAUUAUUGUUUGUUUCACUGUAUCCGAUCAAUGUAUGCUUGAAUUCUGUUAACCCUGUUGAUCUAGUAGUAUUGUUCCAUAGUGUCAUGUUUUGUAUGCUUGGCAGUUGUUGCCACAUUGCACUCGAGCGACUUUCCAUGAUUUCGAAUUUGCUUUUCCAUAAAGUUCAGGGAAAAAGGCAAAAGUUAUGGAUGAAUAGUUUUAUUUGUUUGUUUUUCUAAUAAAAACAAAAAUAUGAAGUUGCUUCAUAA